Vigna umbellata (rice bean) is the source of this 632-nucleotide messenger RNA. Lineage: Eukaryota; Viridiplantae; Streptophyta; Magnoliopsida; Fabales; Fabaceae. The record is from RefSeq and is a predicted model, not a curated record.
GAAGACAAAACAUCUUCCUCGGUCCAAAGAUUCUUUCCUCUGAAUCAAAACUUGCAUCCAUGAACAGCACUCGCUCUCGUUCCCGGCCCGAGUAUAUCCCGGGCCAUAUUCCGGACCCUUCCUACGUCCGCAUAUUAGACACCACCCUCCGAGACGGCGAGCAAGCCCCCGGCGCUGCCAUGACCGCAGAGCAGAAGCUGAGGAUAGCGCGGCAGCUGGCGAAGCUGGGCGUGGACGUGAUCGAUGCGGGGUUCCCGUCUGCAUCACAGGAGGACUUCAACGCCGUAAAGAUGAUAGCGGAGGAAGUUGGGAAGAAGUUCGACGAUGAUGAGUACGUUCCGGUGAUUGUUGCAAUAUGCAGGUGCAAUGAGAAGGACAUUAGGACUGCAUGGGAGGCUGUGAAGGAGGCGAAGAGGCCGAGGCUUAUGCCCUUCAUCGCCACCAGCCCCAUUCACAUGGAGUACAAGCUCCGAAAGACCAAACAAGAGGUUCUACAAAUAGCUCGCCACAUGGUCACUUUUGCUCGCAGUUUGGGUUGUCGUGACAUCCAGUUCGCUGCUGAGGAUGCAGCCAGGUUCCUCUCAUCUCCUUUCUCUUUCCAUAUGGAAAAAGUUAGUUUCACACAGAUUUAA